Messenger RNA from Linum tenue, 1975 nucleotides. The record is from the annotation of a GenBank genome assembly. Lineage: Eukaryota; Viridiplantae; Streptophyta; Magnoliopsida; Malpighiales; Linaceae.
CCCACGCAAAAAAAAGACAUAACUGCAAAAACAACAGCAAGUUUCGUUAAGAGAGAAUUCGAUGGCUAAGUCAACGAGCGGCGGCGCAGCGGCGGCGGUGGUUUUGAUGAUGACGGUGGUGACGUUGAGCGGUUGCGGGUUGAGUGAAGCGGCGCCGGCGGAGUCACUGGUGACGUACCUGCCCGGUUUCAACGGGAGUUUCCCGUCGAAGCACUACUCGGGUUACGUGGGAAUAGAGAAGGAGAAGCAUCUGUUCUACUACUUCAUCGCGUCGGAGAGGAAUACGGCGGAGGAUCCCGUCGUUUUGUGGCUCAACGGCGGGCCCGGGUGCUCCAGCUUCGACGGUUUCGUUUACGAACACGGGCCAUUCAACUUUGAGGAAGGACCCAAGGGAAGCCUUCCAAAGAUGCAUCUCAAUCCAUACAGCUGGUCCAAGGUCUCCAACAUCAUCUAUUUGGACUCUCCUUGCGGGGUCGGCCUCUCGUACUCUCCCAACGACUCGAACUACGUAACUAACGAUCACAAGACCGCUCUCGAUACCCACCGUUUCCUUCUCAAGUGGUUUGAGUUGUAUCCGGAGUUCCAGCGCAACCCAUUUUACAUCUCUGGAGAGUCUUACGCAGGAGUUUACGUUCCAACUCUGGCCGCUGAAGUGGUCAAAGGGAUAAAAUCAGGGGACAAGCCAGCCAUCAACUUCAAGGGUUACCUUAUUGGGAAUGGAGUGGUUAACAAUGGAGGUGGACUUAGUGCUUUUGUCCAUUUUGUGCAUGGGAUGGCCCUCAUCUCCAACCACAUGUUUGAGGAAGCAGCGGGUGCCUGUAAUGCCAAUUUCAGCGGUAACAGUCAGAAAUGCUACGACAGUAUUGACAAAAUGGAUGCGGCUGUGAAUGAUCUGAAUAUUUACGACAUACUGGAGCCAUGCUACCACGACCCAGAAGGGCAGCAGGAGAGGCAGACCAAGCUGCCGCCCAGCUUCCAGGAAUUGGGCCGGACCGAGAAGUCCCUCCCGGUCAGGAAGCGGAUGUUCGGUCGGGCCUGGCCUCUCUGGGCCCAGCACUUCGAUAACUUCCGGCCCAACGCUACUAAUAACAAGCAGUUCUUGUGGCCCCAACUAGCACGCAAAGCUGGCGGGGUUAUCUGUGUCAAUGAUGUGGUGGCGACAGCGUGGCUGAAUGACGAAUCAGUGAGGAAGGCUCUCCAUGCUGCCCCAGUGUCCACAGCGGGCGCGUGGGAGCUCUGCUCGGACCGGAUCGACUACGGGUUCGGUUCGGGUAAUAUGAUUCCGAUCCACAGAAACCUAACCACCCAGGGUUACCGAGCUCUCAUCUACAGCGGCGACCACGAUAUGUGUGUUCCGUACACCGGAACGGAGGCCUGGACGAGCUCGAUGGGUUACAAGAUCACCGACGAGUGGAGGCCGUGGAUCUCCGGCGACGACCACCAAGUUGCCGGGUAUCUGCAAGGGUAUGAGCACAACCUCACUUUUCUCACAAUCAAGGGGGCGGGGCAUACGGUUCCGGAGUACAAGCCGCAGGAGUCUUUGGAUUUCUAUACUCGGUUUCUUGACGGGAAAUCGAUCUAAUUAUAGAUUAAAAAAAAGUACGAGUAUUAUUCACAUAUAUAGUUUCAUAAGGAAAAUAUAUUGGUAAACCCUAAAUUUCUUGUGUAUACAUUAUUGGAUAUGCCAUUCAAGCCCAACCUUUGGUCACAAAGAAAGAGAGGGAAGGCAAGAAGAAGAAUCAAGAAGAAGAAUGAAGACUUGUCAUUUAUAAAAUUGUAAAGAAUCUAGCUAUCUAGAAGAAUUGCUAUAUAUAUUUCCAUGGAUUCUAGCAAAUUGAAAUGUACAAGAACCAUCUUCAAUUCAAUUGGUUGAUGGUACAAUUUAUAUUGAGCAAGUCAAUUAAAUUAAUGAAAAAAAAAGAGAAUUUCAUUUUACUACUUGAUGCUCCACCACACUCUAUAUUCAAAUAUCGAG